UAAGAAACGCAUUUUGUCUAAUUCGAAUUUAGUGAAAAAGGUGGCAGCUCUGCCUCGAUGAUUUAGUAUCAGGGCUACGACGUCGAUUAUUUUUUGUUUAUUAAUAUUGUUUUCAUUUACUGUUGCUUGAAGCAGGCGAAUGAACCUGGAACAGACUCCUCCUGUAAUGCGCACAGCAACCGCCUGAGAUUCUCGCAGUAGCCACGCAACAUGGUGGGUGUGGGUGUGAGUGAAGUUGGUAUUCCGGCGUCUUCGGAAGAAUCCGUAAAAUUCGGCCGGAAUCGGCAUCGCAAGUCAAAGGCUCACUCGAACAAGGCUCGCAAAGCAGCCAAAGAGGCAACCGCCAAGAAGUCUGCGGGAUCGGGAACGGAGAGCAAUCCGGAGCACGUAAAGGUACAAGGCCCAGGCGAUCGUAGUGCAGGAAUCCUAACUGGCGACCAGUUCCUGGAGAGUUUGCUCCAGACUCUCUACAGGUCAUGGCUUCAAUUGCGCCGCCUGGUAGAUUUUGUGAUGUCAGAGCUAGGUGGAAAUGAUUUCCUGGAGGCCACCGCAGCCUGGUGCACCCGGAAUCCGCACGUUGCCAUCUGCCUGCUAGCUGGCGGUCUUGUAUUCAUGCUGCCCUUCCUUAUAAUCUUUGGGUUUGGAAUAGCCACCAUGGUUAUGACCUUUACAGGUUUGCUGGUGCUAGAAGGUGCGUUCCAUAGUGUUAAACAGAGAUCACGUUCUAAUCGCCUCGUUUUAGGAACACUCCUGACCAUUGUGUCCAUGGUGUUCUUCGCCUGCCUGGGAGGACUAGUCAUAAUGGUACCUCUCUUCGGAGUCGCCGCUGUUGCUGCCUAUUUCGGAUUCGCCCAGGUGUAUGGCCUAUGUGAUGAAAUGGAGCUCCAUAAGAACGCGUGGGUCAAGUUCUUUAGGGAUCAACGGAAGGCCGGCGAUCCACCACCAGCUGUGACCAUAACCGAUGAACCUACUCCUACGACUGCAUAACCCAAUAUUGCUUGCCCAACUUAUAUACAUACGUAUUAAGAGAUUAAAGACCAGUGUUUGAAUACUUUCGGAAAUUAAAAAA
This is a messenger RNA of Drosophila sechellia, 1069 nucleotides long. RefSeq names its product Lipid droplet assembly factor 1 (gene Ldaf1). The coding region runs from base 211 to 987 and encodes 258 amino acids. The record is from RefSeq and is a predicted model, not a curated record. NCBI's taxonomy places the organism in Eukaryota, Metazoa, Arthropoda, Insecta, Diptera, Drosophilidae. The transcript is spliced from 3 exons.